UAAACGCACAUUUUCAAACACCAUCAGCUGUCAAAAUUUGGUUUCAAUAACAAAACGUGCGCGAUUUCAAAGACGAGAGACUCUUUGCAAACGAAAAAAAAAACACAAUAAAAUUGUACUAUAUUAAUAGGAAAGAUGACACUUUCGGCGCCUGAAGACAGUAAAAAUACGGAUGCAAUUUCGAAAAACCACGAGAAGAAAAUUCAACGGAAACAAAAGCGAUGUCAAUACAUGAUUGCAAAUGAUGCAGGCGUUGUUUGCUGUGACGAACCAACGAAGAAUUUAGUGAUAUGCAAUGCUGGAUUAUCGACUGGACUCGAUCAAACUGCACUUGUGUCAGAGUUUUCGAAAUUUGGUGCCUUAUCUGAUUUAUGCCUGUUGCGUGAUAAAUCCUACUGUUUUGUUAUUUGUGCCGAUGCAACCAACGCAAAACAGAUUUAUGAAGGAACUCACGCUAAAAGUCGUCUGGGCCAGAAUGACACAGUCAUCUACUUGACCUAUUGUAUCGAAGUUCCGGCAAAAGAUAUCAAUGACAAGACUCAACAGUGUUUGCCACCGGGCUUGGUGAUCGUUGAAAAUUUUAUAACACCAGCCGAAGAGGCGAUACUCAUCAAUUUGAUUGAGUGGAAUCAAGCGGAGGAAAGUGGUUCGGUGCUGAAGCAUCGUCAAGUGAAACAUUUUGGCUAUGAAUUUCGAUACGAUACCAACAAUGUGGAUGCAGACAAACCAUUGCUCAAUGAGAAAAUACCCGAUGAUUGUAACUUUCUCUGGGAUAAAUUCCGGGAGCAGAAAAUAAAUGACGUUUUAAAUGAGCCACCCCAGCAAAUAACUGUCAACAAAUAUGAACCAGGACAAGGCAUUCCACCGCAUGUAGACACCCACAGUGCUUUUGAAGAUGCCAUAGUGUCCUUGUCGUUGGCCAGUGAUAUUGUUAUGGAAUUUCGAAAACCGAGUCCGACGAAUGGCAAAGAGUAUGUAGCGCAUGUUUCAAUAUCGCUGCCGCGACGAUCGCUACUCAUAAUGUCGGGCGAAUCGAGAUAUGGCUGGAAGCACGGUAUUACAUCAAGAAAAAUUGACGUGAUUCGAGACGCUGCUGGUCAUCUCACCACAAAAUUCCGCUCCAAACGCAUUUCAUAUACGUUUAGAUGGUUAUCCAAAGUAACCGAGUGUAAAUGUGAGUUCCAUUCGCUGUGUGAUACGCAUAAAAAACAGAAACCGAAAGGAAAUGCCACCGGAAAUUCGAUUGAAAAUCCAUCGUUGUGCGAAUUAGAGAAUGUACACAAAGUGUAUAAUGAAAUAGCGAAUCACUUUAGUGAGACGAGACAUUCGCCGUGGCCUCAAGUCAAUGAAUUCAUUCAACAAUUUGAGAAAGGCAGCGUUCUUGUUGAUAUUGGCUGUGGCAACGGCAAGUACUUGCAGUCAAAUCGUGAUAUCUUUGAAAUUGGAUGUGAUCGGAGCGAUGGCCUUUUGAAUGUAUGUCGUGAGCGAGAGUUCAACAUAUUUCAAUGUGAUUGCUUGGCUGUUCCGGUGCGAUCGAAUUCCGUCGAUGGGUGCAUUAGUAUUGCAGUAAUUCAUCACUUGGCGUCUGAAGAGCGUCGCCGGCGUGCUGUAGGUGAAAUGGUUCGCAUACUCCGUCCAAAGGGCAGAGGCUUAAUUUAUGUAUGGGCCAAGAAUCAAGCGGUAAAAUGUAAAUCAAGUUACCUGCUGCAGAAUAAACGAAACCAACGAAAAGAUGACAAAGAGUGUAAUGAAAGUAACGACAUUGAGCAGAGCUCAGGGACAUCAGAAAUUGUCAAUUCAACCAACUGCACAUCAUCCCUGCCAAUUCAUACGAAUCGUACACAAUUCGAGCACACCGACAUUUUGGUGCCAUGGAAAUUGAAAAAUUCAACAAAAGCAUCCAACCAAGACGGCGCAGGCGAUCAGCAUCCAACGACAUUUCUUCGAUUUUAUCACGUUUUCGAGGAAAAUGAAUUAGAAACGCUGUGCAAACAAUUUGAAAACAUUUCAAUUGUAAAGAGCUACUACGAUCAGGGCAAUUGGUGUGUGAUUUUUCAAAAGAAUGGAGCUAAUUGAUCUGUAUAAAAAAAAAAAGAUGUAAAUUUAAUAAACAAAAGAAACUAAAAUUUCAACAAAAAAAA
Sitodiplosis mosellana (orange wheat blossom midge) is the source of this 2141-nucleotide messenger RNA. Its product is annotated as alkylated DNA repair protein alkB homolog 8. Gene Ontology annotation, molecular function: tRNA binding; S-adenosylmethionine-dependent methyltransferase activity. Gene Ontology annotation, biological process: tRNA wobble uridine modification. The record is from RefSeq and is a predicted model, not a curated record. NCBI's taxonomy places the organism in Eukaryota, Metazoa, Arthropoda, Insecta, Diptera, Cecidomyiidae. Gene Ontology annotation, cellular component: cytoplasm; nucleus. The transcript has 7 exons. Bases 136 to 2076 code for a protein of 646 amino acids.